Messenger RNA from Wyeomyia smithii (pitcher-plant mosquito), 1387 nucleotides. Its product is annotated as WD repeat-containing protein 18. Gene Ontology annotation, cellular component: nuclear pre-replicative complex. The record is from RefSeq and is a predicted model, not a curated record. Gene Ontology annotation, molecular function: protein binding. The coding region runs from base 179 to 1378 and encodes 399 amino acids. The transcript has 2 exons. Gene Ontology annotation, biological process: DNA-templated DNA replication; rRNA processing. NCBI's taxonomy places the organism in Eukaryota, Metazoa, Arthropoda, Insecta, Diptera, Culicidae.
CUCUAUCUAUUUACAGGCAUCUAACUAUCACUACCGUCAACGCGAAUAAAGGAAUUAUUCACUAUUAAGAAACGUGUUCUAAGCUGUGUUUUUGCUAGUGUUUUUGUUUUAAUAUUACCGAAUAUAAUAAUUGCUUGAUGGAGAUCUGACACUUCUAACAAGGAAACAUAAUUAGAUAAUGUCCGACUGUGUGGAAAUUGCAAUCACCGGAGAUUGUAGUGAGCAAUUAUGGAGUUGUUGUGUUUGGGAUGUACGGACAGGGAACCAUUUACUCACUUACAAAGCUAACAUGGUGAAACCGAUGCUUCAUAUAUGGCCGAUAAACCGUCAUGAACCUAUUUCAACCAGAUUUGUUUUACCCGGACGAGCUAAUGCGGUAGCAAUUUCUCCCGACGGAAAUUAUUGCUUAGUAGCUGUCCAGGAAAUCAUAUACGUAUAUCUUAUGGCGACUGGGGCAAUGAUAACAACAAUAACGCGCCACUACCAAGUUGUGACAUCUAUUUGUUUUACCGACAAUGGUUCGCAUUUCGCUAGCGCUGGUCAAGACGGCAUGGUGCUUGUAUGGAAUUUGUCGCAAAUAGUUCGGGUGUUUCAGAAGCAGACUUCAAAAGCCCUUUAUUCAUUUUCUGAUCACGUCUUGCCAGUCACGGACUUGUACAUAGGAAGAGGUGGAAUAAAAGCCUUGCUUUGUUCAGUAUCGACGGACCGUUCAUGUAAAAUUUACGAUUUGUCUUCCGGUUGUAUGCUUCUUAAUUUAAUAUUUCAAGAACCACUCGCCUCGGUUAUUAUGAACCCCUUAGAAUCUAGCAUUUUUGUUGGCACAAAUGAAGGACCUAUACAUGUAUUCAACAUUACUCUUGUUCCACGAUCCAAAGACUAUCACGUCAUUAGGAAACAGCAUCAAAAAAAUAUUUUUGUCGGACAUAAUAAGCAAGUAACAUGUCUUUCUGUAUCGUCAAACGAAGAAAUUUUGCUGUCUGGAGGAGCAGAUGAACGGGUUAUCGUAUGGCAUAUUAAAAAUCGACAACAACUUCGUACUAUUCCUCACAAAGGAACUAUUACAAUUGCACGAUUCCUACUCACACCUAAAGCAAUGUUCAAUCAAGAAAUUAAAUUAAAUUCACCUUUCCAGCCAUUUCAAAAGAUAGUUUAUCCUACUGAUAAAAUUAUUGAUCUUUCUAUAGAAUUCAACGUGAUUAAAAAUUUGUCUGCAGAUGUAAAAACUCAAAAUUGUACGUCUAACAAUCCUGUAGGAGAAAGCAGUAAUUUCGAAGAGGUUUCAAAACUCAAAAGAGAAAUUCAACGAUUGAAAAUGGUAAAUAACGAAAUAUAUGAUUUCUCCGUGAAACAUAUUCUAAAAAACAAUAAAGGUAUUUAAAAAUUAAAA